Molecule: messenger RNA, 2191 nt
Organism: Sardina pilchardus (European sardine)
Lineage: Eukaryota; Metazoa; Chordata; Actinopteri; Clupeiformes; Clupeidae
Gene: wnt6b
Product: wingless-type MMTV integration site family, member 6b
Exons: 4
Coding region: 593-1669 (358 amino acids)
Biological process (GO): neuron differentiation; multicellular organism development; cell fate commitment
Cellular component (GO): extracellular region
Molecular function (GO): frizzled binding; cytokine activity
Source: RefSeq, a predicted model, not a curated record
GACAUCUACCUACCUGUAUCUGCUGAAGACUCUUGCCGCCCCUCCUAGACGCAGGACACCACUGCACAAGGGAACACAUGGCAAUGCAUGUCACAGCCUUUCAUUUGUAAAUAUUUAAAAGUUGGAGCUAAAAUUCCUCAUGGAGUCUGUUCAGUUCAUAUAGAUAUUCUUUGUUACCUAACUGUUGCCCGGGGUCUGGCUACAUUCCAUCCCCUCGGGCUCUAGUAUCCUUGUGGCAGAUUGAAAUCGCCUUGGUAUUGGAAUUUGGGAGUUUAGUCAGGACGCGCUUGUGUCACUUCAAGGAGAGUUCCUCUUAAUAUUCUCGUUCUCGAAAAGCCGUCUGCCAGAAAAUGAGCAAUGAAGACGUUUAGCAAUUUCAGCACGGAUGUUGCUGCCACUGUCCUCGCUGGGUAAUCGAAUCGUAGUGAUGAACCCAAGAAGUUCAGCACAGUUUCUACACAGUUUGCGGGGGUGCUGAAAAACUUCCACACUUCAACAACUUUACAGGAAGCCAACGCUUGGACACACUUAUGGGAUUAGUUUUUUUCCUGUGUAAAUUUCAGCAAGUAAAAGGGAUAUUUUCACUUUCGUCAUGAUGAUUCCACUCUCGCGAACACAGCUUGCUCUGUUUUUUAUCCUCCUUUGUCCGGUUAACAUAAUCGGCUUGUGGUGGGCAGUGGGGAGCCCGCUGGUCAUGGACCCCAACAGCAUCUGCAGGAAGACCAAGCGUCUGGCCGGCAAACAGGCCGAGCUGUGCCAGACGCAGCCGGAGAUUGUCAACGAGGUCGCCAAGGGCGCCAAGCUGGGCGUGCGGGAGUGCCAGUACCAGUUUCGUUUUCGCCGGUGGAACUGUACCAGCCAGAACAAGUACUUUGGCAAAAUCCUGCAGCAAGACAUCCGGGAGACGGCGUUCGUGUACGCCAUCACGGCGGCCGGCGUGACCCACACGGUGACGCAGGCGUGCAGCAUGGGCGAGCUGCUGCAGUGCGGCUGCGAGGCCACGCGGAGCCGGGCGCCGCCGAGGCCCUCCACCGUGCCCGGCCCCGGGGGCGGCGAGGGGGGCGUCAAGUGGGAGUGGGGCGGCUGCGGCGACGACGUGGAGUUCGGCUACGAGAAGUCCAAGCAGUUCAUGGACGCCAAGCGGAAGAAGGGCAAGAGCGACAUCAGGACCCUCAUCGAUCUGCACAACAACGAGGCGGGACGUCUGGCGGUGAAGAACUACAUGCGCACCGAGUGCAAGUGCCACGGCCUGUCGGGCUCCUGCACGCUGCGGACCUGCUGGAAGAAGAUGCCCCACUUCCGCGAGGUGGGCGACCGGCUGCUGGAGCGCUUCAACGGCGCCUCCAAGGUGAUGGGCGGCAACGACGGCAAGACGCUCAUCCCCGUGGGCCAGAACAUCAAGCCGCCGGACAAGCAGGACCUCAUCUACUCGGCCGAGUCGCCCGACUUCUGCCUGCCCAACCGCAAGACGGGCUCGCUGGGCACGCGCGGCCGCAUGUGCAACAGCACGGCCAUGGACAUGAGCGGCUGCGACCUGCUCUGCUGCGACCGCGGCUACCGCGAGGAGACGGUGGUGUUCGAGGAGAACUGCCUCUGCCGCUUCCACUGGUGCUGCGUGGUGCAGUGCAAGAAGUGCCUGGUGCGCAAGGAGCUCAGCCUGUGCCACUAGCACCACCUGCCGCCACCACCACUAUCCUCACCAUCACCACCACCACCACCAUGCCACUGCCCCUGUUCCUACCCAAAAACAACAACACUAACUACCCCCACCCCCCUUCCCUAUCCAAAAGCCCCUGGAAAAAAAAGAGGGCUGGAUCGAAGCCCUCGGUAGUUCUCAUGAACCUCUGGCUCGCUGAAAUAUAGCCGUGUGUGAAUGCUGGGUAGAGAGAAAAAAACCCGCAGCGUCACCCAACACCCCUGGGUGCUUUAUAGUGGGUGACUCCUCGAGUCUGUGGCUCAGACUGCUCUCUGACUCAGUUCAAGAGCCGCGGCAUUGCGUGAGGCUCCCCUAUCCACAUUCAGAGGAAACUCACCUGAUUGAGAAAUCUCUGAGAUUCCCCCGAGAUGACUAAGUCGAAAUGUUGAGGGUUUUUGCUAACGACAGACUUCUGCAGAGACUUGCAGAAACUGUCGGGCCCUUUUCUGAUUCAUCGUCACUGUGUUCAGACUUGAGGUGGGGGACAGUGGCUCC